AGCUCCUUUCAUCUUUCCAUCUUACUUUCAGCUUCAAUGUACUAUGCCCCCAGCUACAACCUGAGCGUAUCCUCUUCAAUGUACUAUUCCCCCAGCUACAACCUGAACGUAUCCUCUCUUCCUUUCUCAUCCUUAUAAUAUCCUCACAAAGCUAUCGCCAAGACUACGAUAGAGGAUAGCUUUCCUUUCAGCUUUCAUAUUAAUGGAGAUUUGUCGAAGCUCCAUUGAAGCUGGUACCUGCAGGUCUAAAGGUCUCCUGUCCAAGGCACUUCAACGUUGUCGCUCGCUUAGGAGCUGCUCCGGCCGGGCCAAGGCAACGCCGGUGGGUUGGGUUUCAGUUCGGGUAGGAUUGGAGAAAGAAAAGUUCCAGAUUCGAACAGAGUCGAUGAACCACCAUCUUUUUCGAAGACUCCUCGAUGAGGCCAAGGAAGAGUUCGGAUAUGCGACGAAGGGCUCACUUGAGCUUCCCUGUAGCGUCGAGGCGUUCAACUUGGUGCUCUGGGAAAUGGACCAGGAAGAGGCGGAUAGCGCUGUCGCGGCAUCUCCGGCGUUGUGUGGGUUCGCCGCCUCGCCUUUGAGGGGAACGAGAAAGGGUUAUCGCCUGCUUAGUCCGUCUCGGCUCUUCGCCGUCACCUGCCCGUUAUAGAUUAUCAUGCUGACUGAUUGUAGCAUUAUGGGUAGUGGCUGCAUGUUUUUCAACACGUGGUUUCUUAGGGCAGCAAAAGGGGUGCAUGAUUGAUUAAAAAUUGUACUUCAAGUUUCAGUUGAUUUUUUUUUG
Molecule: messenger RNA, 778 nt
Organism: Dendrobium catenatum
Lineage: Eukaryota; Viridiplantae; Streptophyta; Magnoliopsida; Asparagales; Orchidaceae
Product: auxin-responsive protein SAUR40-like
Exons: 1
Coding region: 203-646 (147 amino acids)
Biological process (GO): response to auxin
Source: RefSeq, a predicted model, not a curated record